CCUGAGGUGUCAUCCUCAGAGCUGGUCUCCUGGACACCAUGCGGACUGCGCUGUCCCCAGGAGCCACUUCCGCUUGAGGCCCUGAGUCUGGCCACAGCAGGCGCCGCUCCCACCCGGCCACCGGCUCCCCGGGUGGCUCCGGAGAUGUCCGAGGGUCUCCUGUGCUGUCCCUCAUGGGACUUGGCAGCAUGCGACAGCUGGAGGUAGGAGCGGCCAUGGAUCGGUCGGCGUGGGCCCGAGUAGUCCCGGUGGCCCUGGUGGCCCUCUGGCUGGUCCUGUCCCCGUCGUCCGCGGAUGUGCAGGUUAACCUGAGCUCCGUGGACUUCUCGGAGCUCCCGGCGCUUCUUGGGGUCCCCUUGGACCUCCAGAGCGCACCUAGCUGCCUACUGGUAGCCAGGCCGGCCGAUGUGUGCCUUGCCAUCGAGGGCCCUGAACCCAACAACCGCUCACUGGACCCCUUCGUGCUUGUCCGGCCCCUGGGCUGCUCGUGGGAUCGCACCGGGAGGCGCUUGCGGACGGCUGGAGCCACAACAGCCUCAGCGAGCACUGAGGCCCCAGGGCAGCUGAGCGUGUACGACGACCUGGAGGUGACUGUUCGCUGCGACAGGCCAGCACGCGUGCUGCUGCCCCACGGCGGGCCGUGUCCAGAUCCCGAGUGCCACCCCGUCGUGGCUGCGUCCUGGGCGCUCGCCCGAGCCCUGGCCCUGGCCGCGUCCACGCUGUUCGUGCUGAGGCAGCUGUGGCCGUGGGUCCGGGGUUGGGGGAGCCGGGGCACUGCGGUGAAAACGCAGACGUGUCAGAAGGCGCAGGUGCGCACGUUCACGCGCCUCAGCGACCUGUGCGCCAUCUGCCUGGACGACUAUGAAGAGGGAGAGCUGCUCAAGAUCCUGCCGUGUGCGCAUGCGUAUCACUGUCGCUGUAUCGACCCCUGGUUCUCUCGCGCCACACGGCGCUCAUGCCCCCUGUGCAAGCAGUCGGUGGCUAGCACGCACGACGGCUCUACGGACAGCAGCGUGGGCGGCGACGAUCCGCCCCUGCCCGGGCACCGCCCGCCCAUCUGGGCCAUCCAGGCCCGGCUGCGCUCCCGCAGGCUUGAACUGCUAGCCCGUACAGUCCCCUGCCGUCGCUGCAGCAGCACCACGUCCCUGGGGGUGGCCGAGAACGAGGAGCCGUCAGAAGCGACCCCCGAGCCCUCCUGACCCCAACUAAUGCGGAAAGGGACGGACACUAGGAAGGGAAUGCGGGGGGGAGGAUAGUGCCCAAUAAAGUGUGUUUGAAUCUG
Phodopus roborovskii (desert hamster) is the source of this 1282-nucleotide messenger RNA. RefSeq names its product zinc and ring finger 4 (gene Znrf4). NCBI's taxonomy places the organism in Eukaryota, Metazoa, Chordata, Mammalia, Rodentia, Cricetidae. The record is from RefSeq and is a predicted model, not a curated record. The transcript has a single exon. Gene Ontology annotation, biological process: negative regulation of cell cycle; ubiquitin-dependent protein catabolic process. Bases 174 to 1199 code for a protein of 341 amino acids. Gene Ontology annotation, molecular function: ubiquitin protein ligase activity. Gene Ontology annotation, cellular component: cytoplasm.